AUGAAGUCACGAAUUGCAUUAACCUUAAGACGAUUUAUAUCCACUAGGCCACGGCUUUUCACCACCUAUACCACCGGACAACCAACAUAUGAAACAAGACCUCAUAUUAUCACCCAACCAGGUGAUUUAACUCCAGGGAUUUCUGCAAUGGAAUACUAUCAACGUCGAUUGAAAUUAUCAACACAUCUUCCAUCCAAAUCAUUGGCCAUAAUAAUUGGGAAUACCACUCAAUUCAGUUCUGGGAGCGUAUUUUAUGAUUUUCAACAGGAUAACGAUCUUUAUUAUUUAACUGGAUGGCUAGAACCUGAUUCUAUAGUGGCCAUUGAGAAGAAGGGUGACAAUGGUGAGGAUGACGUGGUGUUGCAUAUGUUAGUUCCUCCAAAGGACCCCAAAAAGGAGUUAUGGGAAGGUCCGAAAAGUGGAUUGGAAGGUGCAUAUAACAUUUUUAACGCCGAUUUGGUUGAAGAUAUAAGUCAGGCCCCAUCGUACUUGAAGCAAUUAAUUAAACAGAAUGAUUACAUAUAUUGGGACAAAAAAUUUAAUCUGAAACAAAAUGAAGGAUUGAGACAGUUUUUCAAUUUUUCAACAAAUCAUCGCCAUCAUCAAGGUAUAAAUGAAAUUAUCGAAAAUUCAAAAAAAAGUGUACAGAAACUAUCCCCAAUAGUAGCAAAAUUACGUGUUAUUAAAUCUGACGCAGAAGUAAGUGUUAUGAAACGAGCUUGUGAAAUUUCAAGUGUAGCAAUUAAUCGAGCAAUGGCUACAGUGGGAUCAGAUGAUCCUAUCAAUUCUGAAAACACGUUGGCACGAUACUUGGAGUAUCAGUUUGUGAAAGGUGGAUGCGAAAAGAAUGCCUAUAUCCCAGUGGUUGCCAGUGGAUCUAACGCAUUAUGUUUGCACUACACCAGAAAUGAUGAUUUGAUCAAGAAAAAUGAACUUAUUUUCAUUGAUGCUGGUGGGAAAUUAGGCGGAUAUUGUGCUGAUAUUUCUCGAGCAUGGCCAAAUUCAACAGACGGCUUUACUGAUGCUCAAAGAGAUAUAUAUGAAGUCGUCUUAGCUACUAAUAAAAAGUGCAUUACUUUGUGUAGCGAAUCGUUAGGCUACUCAUUCCAUGAUAUCCAUGAAGUUUCAGUGAACACAUUAAAGCAUGAAUUGAAAAAUCUUCCUGGGUUUGGUGAUGUCACCUUCAGCGACAUCUCUAGAAUUUACUACCCACAUUAUGUGGGUCACAACGUGGGGCUAGAUUUGCAUGACAUACCAUCCGUAUCCAACCGUUUGCCCUUAAAACAAAACCAAGUCAUUACCAUAGAGCCAGGAUUGUAUAUACCACAUGACGGACCAAAACAUUAUAGAGGCAUAGGCUUACGUAUUGAAGAUAACGUUGUUGUUGGGAAAACCCAUAGGGAUAUAAUUAAUUUGACAAGUGGUUGCAAGAAAGAGGUUUCUGAUAUCGAGGCAUUAGUUAGGGGUGGUUAA
Candida albicans SC5314 is the source of this 1473-nucleotide messenger RNA. Its product is annotated as aminopeptidase. NCBI's taxonomy places the organism in Eukaryota, Fungi, Ascomycota, Pichiomycetes, Serinales, Debaryomycetaceae. The transcript has a single exon. The record is from RefSeq and is a predicted model, not a curated record. Gene Ontology annotation, cellular component: mitochondrion. The coding region runs from base 1 to 1473 and encodes 490 amino acids. Gene Ontology annotation, molecular function: metalloaminopeptidase activity; manganese ion binding.